UUCCGCACCGCUUAUAUUAUCAAAACUGCGAUCACCAUUCGGACCCAUAGACUCAUCAGUUGGGGACUAGCAGUGCUGGCGACUUGUGUGCUUUGUCACAAUGAAAAUAGACAACACUUGUUCUUUGACUGUGACUUCAGUAGACAGGUGUGGUCUUUCUUCACUUCUAGACUGCAGUUGGUACCUCCAAGCCUUUUCGAAGAUGGAUUAAGAUGGUUGAAGAAUCCAUCGAGGAAAAAGAAUGUUAAGUUGAUUGUAAGGUUGCUUCACCAAGCUUGCCUUUAUCUCAUUUGGAAGGAGAGAAACUCAAGAGUACAUACUGAUGUUGCUCGUCCACCUGAGGCCAUUAUUGCUGAGAUUAAGCAAAUCAUUAGGCUAAGGCUGGAUCUGCUAGCUCGGGCUCAAACGCUAGCUCACGGAGAAGACUUGGUUCUGGCUGUGUGGUUUUCUAUUUUCUAGAGAGUGGAGAGUGAAGUUUUGAUUGCUUAGAAUGCUUGUAAAUAAUGAUUUCUGGUUUCUUUGUAAACUCUGGUUUAUUAUUUGAAUAAAAUGGAAAGUU
Messenger RNA from Brassica rapa (field mustard), 559 nucleotides. RefSeq lists its product as uncharacterized. NCBI's taxonomy places the organism in Eukaryota, Viridiplantae, Streptophyta, Magnoliopsida, Brassicales, Brassicaceae. The record is from RefSeq and is a predicted model, not a curated record.